This is a messenger RNA of Talaromyces proteolyticus, 1274 nucleotides long. RefSeq lists its product as uncharacterized. Bases 301 to 1122 code for a protein of 273 amino acids. The record is from RefSeq and is a predicted model, not a curated record. NCBI's taxonomy places the organism in Eukaryota, Fungi, Ascomycota, Eurotiomycetes, Eurotiales, Trichocomaceae. The transcript has a single exon. Gene Ontology annotation, molecular function: protein binding.
CGAUCAGCUAACACCGUAAACUUUGCAUCUAUCAGCAAGUUGGGAAACCGGUAUUUGGGUGAGGCUGUUCCAUUAAGCAGGUCAGCUAGUGCUCUAGAGUGCUGUGCAUCACUUAUGCCACUAGCAAUCUACUAGUCAUUCUUCUUAGCCUGCCAGGGUUCAGCGGCCAGUUUAUUAGAGGAUAUACAAGCCUAGGCAGCAGUCUACGCACGGAUCCAAUGCUAACUCUAGUACAUGACCUCACUACCACUUGCUAACCACUAACACGUCAAUCAUUCACACAUUCCCAGCAUCGAUAAAAUGGUUUCAACCAGAUAUACAUGUGCAUCUCAAGAUGCUGUUAUGAGAAUACCCGAGCUCUUCCAGAUGAUCCUGUUGUGCCUCGAUCAACGAUCUCUUUUAACCAGUGCUCAGAGGGUCAAUAAAUACUGGCACAGCACCAUUCAGAACACGCCUGCAAUCCAACAGGCUUUAUUUUUCAAGGCAUUUCCUGCGUCAUAUGAUGGACCUCCCGUUUUCAAUCCGCUUCUUAUGGAAAUUUUCUCAGAUUGGAUUCCUUACGACUGGGACUCUGACUAUAAAUAUCGAGAACGUAAUGCGGUGGUGCUCGAGAAAGCAUUUGAAUCACUUCUUCCCACAACAGAGCAUCAUCGAAUGUUUCGCCAGAAACGUGCCUCGUGGACUCGCAUGCUAGUGCGGCAACCACCUAUACGCACGCUCUGUGUCUGGCACCAACUCCAUCGCCGGGGCGGCAACAGUCAUGUCGUAAAGAAGAAGCGCUGCAGAAGGGGUUUACGGAUGGGGAAGCUCUACGAUAUAUCCAUAUGCUUCCCGUUGACCGUAUAUUGGGAAGGUUGGGUACAAGGUGAGACAGCUUGCUACGAAGACCACUCCUGCCACCAUUUAGACAAGAACGCUACAGCAAGGCUGAAUCGCAUAGCUGGGAUGGCAGACCUUACUGUGCACACAUCGUUUUCCCAAACCUGUAUGAAGCCACAACCGCCUUAUCGACCUUCUGUAAAGUAUUGGAGAGGAAUUGAAAUACCAAAAUAUGACACGAGGAGUACGGAAUGGAUGACCCGGAGGACUCGGUUUAGAGUUUCCAGGUACAAUGGGCCGUAGUGCUCCUCCUGUCUUUCAUAGCAGUUCUUUCGUAGCAGGAGAAUACGGAACUUGGGACUGGUCGAAUUGUGUACUUGGAAAUCAGUUCUAAUCAAUGCAGGGUUGUCGUGACUCGGAGAAAUGUUAUACUUACCCCGCAAUCUCAUCUAAAU